AUGGCAGCAGCGGCGUCCCUCUCACCCACUUUCGUCGGCCAUAUCGCAUCUACGCAGGACGCUCUCAUCCUUUUCGAAGCCUGCCUCAAUGGAACGCUUAAUCAUGUAGCGCGGCGACCACACGACCGGGAACGAUCAAGCUUAAUCAAAAGCGGAAAUGUCUUCAUCUACGAAGAGCAUUCUUCAGGAAUCAAACGUUGGACGGACGGCGUUCCAUGGAGCCCGAGUCGCAUUUUGGGAAAUUUUCUUGUUUACCGCGAACUUGAACGUCCAUUUCCACCUGGAGAAAAGAAACGAGCCAUGAAGCGCAGCAAGCGGUCGCCAGGUAUAAGCAAAGCUCAAGAAUUAUUCGGGACAUCUGGCUCUGGAAUUGGAAGCAACUACAAUACCUCCAGCAUCUCGUCAUACCUCGACUCUUCCAACAACUCCCUGAGCAAAGAGACAGAACGAUCUUUGAUCGGAUCCCUUGUUGACUCCUAUGGUUUCAAGGAUGAAGGUCUUGUUAAGAAAACCGUUAGUGUCACUGUCAGAGGUGUCUCUCAUCAUCUGGUUUCAUAUUACACUGUAGCGGAUGUUAUGAACAACAAAUUUUCCACUCCCUCCAAGGACGCAAGAUUUCAGCAUAUUACUCCUCGUAAUGACUUGAUCACCAAGCAGAAUUUCCGAACACCUAUUGAUGAGGUAGACUCCAUGGACUCGACAGAUCGCGCCAUGUACAGUACAUAUUCCGGCAACUUCCCCCGGACCGGUUAUGAAAUGACCAACCAAAGCCUCGCAAACCGGCCGAUGUCGCUACCGAUGCCACCAGUACAAUAUGCACCUAGCAACGUGUAUGGCAGCUAUACCAUGAGUACUCCCUCGUGUCAGGACGGGUUACCAUCAAGCUAUCCGCUAGGCAGCUACACUAACCAGUUUGCAUCAUCUCCUGGCGUGUACAACACAUCCAAGGCCGAGCCCUAUGAAGUUGAAGGUGGUUAUGGUAGGCAGCGUUUCAAUUCAGUUGUCAGUCUGCCAUCAGAACAUAGUCGAACCCAUGGCCCGCCACCCGUCAGCACAAAUUUUGAUCGUCGAGGGUCACUCUUCGAUCAUAGCACUGAAUCUAGUCUAUCUGGUAUCUCAACAACGUCGAUCGAUUCCAAAAUGAGCGGCGAUUCCGGAUAUGCCUCGCAGAGCUACUAUGGCCAUAACUACAAAGAAAAUAGCCAACCACAUCAUAGUUACCAUGGAGAGCGAUCGCUUCCAGCGCCUCCUCCUCAAGCACCCACACCACAUCCAUUCUUAUGCACAGAGAAUUCCGGAACGGAAAAAGGUAUAUGGAGCAUGCCUGGAAAUUCUGGUGGUGGACAUGGCCAUUACGUUGCAUCGCACCAACAACAGUGGGCAAGCACGGGAUCAUCAUGA
Messenger RNA from Glarea lozoyensis ATCC 20868, 1401 nucleotides. RefSeq lists its product as uncharacterized. The transcript has a single exon. The coding region runs from base 1 to 1401 and encodes 466 amino acids. The record is from RefSeq and is a predicted model, not a curated record. Gene Ontology annotation, molecular function: DNA binding. NCBI's taxonomy places the organism in Eukaryota, Fungi, Ascomycota, Leotiomycetes, Helotiales, Helotiaceae.